AUGGAGGAUGAACUGACGGGAUCAAUCAACGACCAACGAGACGCUAAGGGAAUCGCAGACAUAUGCGCUAAUUUUGUGACAAACGUUUCACUUCUGCCACACCCACGCACAUGUAUCGCUCAUAUCGCAUUCAAAAUCGCAAUCAUUCUAGCAUACUUGUUCAUGCCAUAUCUAUUCGGAUAUAUGACAGGAGCAUUUCCCGAUUUCAUUCUCACAUUCGAGCUAAUAACAUUACUGGCGCUGGCGGACUUCUGGGUGGUGAAGAACUGCGCAGCUAGCGCACUAGCUGGGAUCGAAUGGUACUGCGACACUACUACCGGAAAAAACAUUUUCGUACACAGAGCGGUCAAGGAUGAAAUGUUCCUAAACAAGGAUGAGUCAAAAUUCUUCUGGGCAGUCAUGUACUUAUGGCCCGUGCCGUGGGCGUUGAAUAUACUACUACGCAUUUCAUUAAUCGACUUUCCAACGGUAGACGACACCAUUGUGAAGUCACUAUUUGCAGCAGAUAACACUCUCAGCCGUAAUUCUGUCAUUGGCAUUGAUCAAUCUGUUCAAUUGCCUAAAGUGCUCGCAAGAGAAACGAAGCCAGACAUCACUUAUAGCAGGAAAACUCACCAAGAAGCUUCUCAGCUUGGCAACUUGGUCGUACAGAAGCGCAGCGACCAUACCCACCUGACGGAGGGCACAAAAAUUAAACAAUGUGAUGUAGACAAAACACAAUGA
Molecule: messenger RNA, 723 nt
Organism: Babesia sp. Xinjiang
Lineage: Eukaryota; Apicomplexa; Aconoidasida; Piroplasmida; Babesiidae
Product: Golgi apparatus membrane protein TVP23
Exons: 5
Coding region: 1-723 (240 amino acids)
Biological process (GO): vesicle-mediated transport; protein secretion
Cellular component (GO): Golgi membrane
Source: RefSeq, a predicted model, not a curated record